Molecule: messenger RNA, 1189 nt
Organism: Solea solea (common sole)
Lineage: Eukaryota; Metazoa; Chordata; Actinopteri; Pleuronectiformes; Soleidae
Product: spermatogenesis-associated protein 7-like
Exons: 11
Coding region: 41-961 (306 amino acids)
Biological process (GO): protein localization to photoreceptor outer segment; photoreceptor cell maintenance; protein localization to photoreceptor connecting cilium
Cellular component (GO): photoreceptor distal connecting cilium; axoneme; rod photoreceptor outer segment
Source: RefSeq, a predicted model, not a curated record
GCCAAUCCCAGCUGACGCAGGGCUAAAGACUGGAUCAGCCAUGCAGUUUAACAAACCUCCCCUGUCCAGCAAGUUGACACAGUCCACAAUCAAAGACAUGCUGUAUCACCACAGAAGAGUUUACUCAGCCAAAGCUGUCAUUGAUACAUCAGCACCCAAAUGCCUGAUACAAAGUGUAAAAUACAAUGACCAGAACAAGAAGGAUCACUUCAGGGAAGGGAGUCGUCCUCAGUCAGCUCAGUAUGUCUCAUACAGCAGCAGAGCCUCGUCAGCCCAGAGUUGCCACAGGACCUCCCAGCGCACUGUCCAGAAGCCGUCCGGCGUAGACCUGGUCCAGAAACACUCUGAGCUCUUUACCCAGGACAGGCCGUUCACCCCAAAGAUCCUGAAGUCAGACACGAGUUCAAUCAUGGAAAAAUAUCGCUGCUACAGAGCGCCACAAAGGAAGCCCACUCAGGACUGCACCAACUCCAAACAGGAGACCAGUGACAGGAGCAAAAAAAACACAGAAGGUGCACAGGAUGCUGAUGAGCCAUCUCAGGGGAUCAUUACAGAGUGUUCUGAGGAGGAGUUGAAUGGCACAUAUUUAUCAGCAUCCAGACAAAAGAGUCAUCCUUUCUGUGACUCCUCAUCCAGGGCAUCACUCGAAGGCGCAAAAUCUCCCAUUGUGAUGACAGUUUUUGCAGAGGAAGAAUUUGAGUACCUCAAUUUUAUUUUUGCUGUAACAGAGGAUAUUUUAUCCAGGAAGCAUAUGUCUGACAGGGUCCUAGAUCGGAUGAUAAAGAACCACAUUGACAUGAAUCGGCUUCAACUCGAUGAGGGUAAAAUGCGCCAUCUAGUGGAAAAGCUGCGUGGAUUUCUUAAAGAGCCAACCAACAUAUCCACCUCCAGUACACCAGAGCUUACAAAUGAUCUGCUUAACUCACUCAUAUCAUGUCUGGAAUCUGGGGGAAACCAGUGAAGACCAGUGAAGACCAUCGAAAACAAAUGUGGUUUCCCUCAGUGAAGCAAAGUAAUUCUAGGGACUUCAUACCGUUACUUAAUUAAGUGCAAGGUCACAAGAUAAAGACUCUCAAUCUAUUGAUUUCAUGAGAUUGUGGGAUAUUUACAAAGGUUGGUAAUUCCAUCAACGUAACAUUCUCUGUCUCAAUUCAUUUGAGUUCAUUGUUUACGAAAUAAAAAUUCAAGU